Gymnodraco acuticeps is the source of this 1829-nucleotide messenger RNA. Its product is annotated as carboxypeptidase O-like. The transcript is spliced from 13 exons. Gene Ontology annotation, molecular function: zinc ion binding; metallocarboxypeptidase activity. Gene Ontology annotation, biological process: proteolysis. Bases 509 to 1486 code for a protein of 325 amino acids. NCBI's taxonomy places the organism in Eukaryota, Metazoa, Chordata, Actinopteri, Perciformes, Bathydraconidae. The record is from RefSeq and is a predicted model, not a curated record.
UUUGGGCGUUGGACCUCAUUCACUUACAUUACGGCGCGUCGAUUAGUUCCAGAGUGACAACGCGCAGAGCAUAUUGGAACUCUCCAGGUCAUGCUGGACCUCCAGGAUUGUUGUUGUGGCCAUCACCAGUCCUGUCUGGACUGGUUUCCAGCUGCCCUUGGGACCGAUCUUCAGGCCCCGAAACAGAUGGAUGGAGUCCCGGAGGAAGCUGAUGGCCUUAUCAUACUCCUCCAUCUUGAAAUGACUUAGGGCAGUAACAGUGUUGCGUGACGACAUGAGGUCAAACUUUUUGGUGUCCAAUGUUCAGUCACUGUAUUGGGUGAAGUCCAGUCCUGACAUGCAACAAAGAUCCCAUCCUAAGGCCAGCAUUGUUGAAGCGGCUCGAUAACGGAGCAAUCUCUACUUCUCCGGGAUGGAUGCUGGACGUCAGAGGGGAUCAUCAGUUGGACAAAGAGCAGCAAUUCUGCAAGAGUAGAGGGUGGAGUAUGACUACUACAAAUACCAUCCAAUGCCAGAGAUCACAGACUGGAUGGUUCAGGCUGCGAAGAAUUACCCUGAAAUUGUGACUAUAAUGGAAUAUGGACAAACCUAUGAGAAGAGGACUAUUAGCUUGCUCAAGAUCGGCGUUAAUACGGGGGAGAAAAAGAAAGCUAUCUGGAUGGACUGUGGUAUACACGCCAGAGAAUGGAUCGCCCCGGCCUUCUGUCAGUACUUUGUCAGAGAGAUCCUUCAAGCAUACAAAACAGACCCAAAGAUGCAAGUGAUGAUGACAAAUAUGGACUUCUUUGUCACCCCCGUGCUCAACAUAGACGGAUACAUCCACUCCUGGAAGGACAACACAACUCGACUGUGGAGGAAGAACAGGUCACCGGGACCUUUAAACUGCACCUGUUACGGCACAGACCUCAACCGCAACUUUAACGCCAACUGGGGCACGCUCGGGGUUUCCUUCGACUGCUGCGACAACACCUUCUGCGGGAUCAAACCUGUGUCCGAGCCCGAGGCCCAGGCCGUCACUUAUUUCGUAGGAAACCGGAGAGAAGACUUCCUGUGUUUCCUCACCAUCCACUCCUACGGCCAGCUGCUCCUGGUUCCAUUCGGACACCCCAACUUCAUCGCCAGCAACUACGAUGAGCUGAUGAAGGUAGGUAGGGGUGCAGCGGAUGCCAUUCGGAGCGUGCACGGGAAGCACUACACCGUAGGAACCUCACCGGAUGUGUUGUACGCCAACUCUGGUUCCUCCAGAGACUGGGCCCGGAUGCAGGGGAUCCCCUUAACCUACACCUUUGAGCUGAGAGAUAACGGGACGUUUGGCUUUGAGCUUCCCCAGGAUCAGAUCCAGCCGACCUGCGAGGAGGCCUACAGCGGAGCCCUGCACAUCAUCACCUACGCCCACGACAAGACCUUUAGUGGGGCCACUGCAACCGCUGCAACCCUGUGGAGCAUGCUGUUAGCCUUGGGUGUCACCGGCACCACCCUGAUGUGAGGGGGGGAGGGGAAAUAACUCCUGCUGUUUUGCUUUAAGUUGCAUUUAUCUUGCGUAUGUUAGGUUAGUUUCAAGGAGAGCUCCAGUUUUUAAGACAAAAUGUUUUUUAUCCUCAUUUUUGUAGAUUAAUUAUGAUCAAAAGUAUGUCAAUGCAUCGUAAAUACCAAUGCACCUUUGAUUCAAUGUAUUAUAAAUAAAUCUAUAAUUAUCAUAGAAUUCCAUACAAAUCUUAUUGCCUGACACAUUAGUAUAUCCACAAAUCUUUUUUUAUUUCAUUGAAUAUGACGACAUACAAAUAACAUCUGGCGCCAAAGAGAAAUACAAAAUAAUUAAAUAUUUGAAA